Messenger RNA from Astyanax mexicanus (Mexican tetra), 3553 nucleotides. RefSeq names its product calcium-activated chloride channel regulator 3A-1-like. The record is from RefSeq and is a predicted model, not a curated record. Bases 44 to 2758 code for a protein of 904 amino acids. The transcript has 14 exons. NCBI's taxonomy places the organism in Eukaryota, Metazoa, Chordata, Actinopteri, Characiformes, Acestrorhamphidae.
AAGCUCCCACUCCGUGCUCUGUGUUUCAGCUAGUUCUGCAGUCAUGGUGAGAGUGGUUGCUGUGGUGUUGCUGGUUCUCAGCGCUCUGGGAGCUGCUAUAGGAAUUAAACUGGAUGGAAAUGGAUACACUGACCUUCUUAUAGCCAUCAACCCAGCUGUACCUCAGAAUGAUGAGCUCAUCAAUCGAAUCAAGAUAAUGAUUACAGACGGAUCAGAAUAUCUGCACCAAGCUUUAGACAACAAGGUGUUUAUUAAGGAGGUGAAAAUACUAGUACCACCAAACUGGAAUGGAUCUUACGAGAAAGCAAGAAGAGAAACCUACGAUAAGGCCAAUAUAAUCAUUAGUCGCCCACACCCAGCUUUCAUUGAUGAGCCGUACACUAAACAGAUGAAAGGCUGUGGGGAAGAGGGGGAGUACGUUCACCUCACCCCAAACUUCCUCCUGGACGACAGCUUUCUCAAAAGUUAUGGGCCGAGAGGAGUGGUCUUUGUUCAUGAAUGGGCUCAUCUGAGAUGGGGGGUGUUUGAUGAGUACAAUAAGAAAGAGCCAUUCUACUGGUCCAAAAAUCAAGAGAUUGAACACACAAGAUGUAGUGGGAGGAUUGCUGGCAAGUUGGUUGAAGUGGUUAAUGGAAAUCCUCUGCUUUGCUACAAUGAUCCAAAAACUGGUUUACCCACUGAGGGAUGCCAGUUCCUUCCAGAUAAAUAUCAACAAACAAACGCUUCAAUCAUGUACAUUCAAAGCCUAGAUUCUGUGAACACGUUUUGUGGAGAUGAAGAACACAACACUGAAGCUCCGAACCGGCAGAACAUAGAAUGUAACUUCAGAUCUACCCGUUCUGUCAUUUAUAAACAUUCUGUGGACAGUGCCGCCCUUCAGACCUUAACCCCUGUACCGUCUCCAUCACCUCCAACAUUCAGAGUGGUCCAGAGGAGAAAUCGGGUCAUCUGCCUUAUUCUCGAUGUCUCUGGAAGCAUGGCCGGUGGUAGAAUACUUCGACAGGAGCAAGCAGCUGCACUGUUCCUCAGCAAUAUUGUGGAGGAGGGGGCUUAUGUGGGCAUUGUUCAGUUUAGUACUGAAGCACAAAUUAGAAGUCGUCUCACUAAAAUAGAGGGAAAAGACUCAAGAGACGCUUUAAUCAAAACCCUGCCAAAAGUUGCAGAUGGAUGGACAUAUAUGUGUAAAGGACUUCUGAAAAGCUUUGAGGUGCUUAAGGCAGAUGAUGGAGACACAAUAGGAGAUGAUGUGAUUUUUCUGACGGACGGUGAAGCAACAGAUGACAUUAAAAGUUGUUUUCAGGACGCAGUCAACAGUGGUGCAAUUAUCAAUACUUUAGCACUUGGUCCGAGUGCCGAUGUCAUUCUAAAAACCAUGGCAGAUCAAACAGAGGGAAAGUUUAUCGUAGCCAAUGAUGAUUUGCUCUCCAACCAGCUGGUGGAGGCCUUCUCCUCAUUUUCAUUUUCAGAUGGAGAUCCUAUUAAACAGACAGUGCAGCUCGAGAGCAUUGGAAAGAAUACUGCUGAUUGGUUUAAUGGGACAGUGCCUAUAGAUGGCACUGUAGGAAACAGCACCACCUUCACAGUCAUUUAUGAAAGAACUGCACCCACCGUGCACAUAGAGGCACCAAGUGGGCAGGUCUACAAUCAGACUCAUGUCAAUGACGACGCAGCUGCAAAGACCCUCACUUUAAAUAUUCCUGGAACUGCAGAGCCUGGAGACUGGAUAUACAGCUUCCUCAACCCAGGAACUACUGCUCAGAGUAUGACCUUAACCGUGACGAGUCGGGCAGUUCGUGAAGACGUCCUUCCAGUCCUCGUUACAGCCCAGAUGAACCAGCUGAGCAGCGAUGGUAGUAAACCCUUAGUGGUUACUGCUGAGGUCACACAGGGUUCUAGCUCUGUUAUUGGGGCCAAUGUUACUGCCACCCUGGAGUCAGAUACUGGGCAUUCAGUACAAUUAUACCUUCUGGAUAAUGGAGCAGCGGCCGAUAAAGACAAAGAUGAUGGCAUCUACUCUAGAUAUUUCACACAGCUUCGGGACGGAAGGUACAGUCUGAAAGUGAGGGUGACGGACCAUAUUGACACCAGACUGUCACUCAGCAGACACAGCGGUGCUCUGUAUGUCCCUGGAUAUAUUGUGGAUGGUAAAGUAGAAAUGAACCCCCCGAAGCCACCAGUAAACGUGGAGCCGGCGAAUGUGGGCAGCUUCAGCAGAAUAGCCACUGGAGAGAGCUUUGUGGUGAAGGUCGCAUCAGAUGUUACUCCCAACUUCCCUCCAAACAGAAUCCGAGACCUGAGUGCCGAAUUCCAGAACAACGCUGUGCUUCUCAAGUGGACGGCUCCAGGAGAAAUCUAUGAUGAGGGGACAGCCACAUCCUAUGAAAUUAGAUGGAGUGAAAGUCUGGAGGUGAUUCAGAAUUUCACAAAUGCUAAUCGGUUGAACACGUCUGAACUCCAGCCACAAGAAGCAGGUUCAGCCGAACAUCAACACUUCCUGCUGGAUAUCAAGAUCGAGAACGGCACCACCCUGUUCUUCGCUCUUCUGGCAGAGAACAACAACACGGCAAAGUCUGAAGUAUCUAACAUCGCUCGGGUCACAAGCUUCAUCCCCACUCCUCGACCUCCUGCAAUUUCAAACCCAGGCCUGAACCUGACCACCAUCGUGGUCUCGGUCUGCGCCGUAACCAUGGGGGCGUGUCUGAUAGCUUUCGUAACAACAUGCGUGAUGAAGCGAAGGAGAGUCGGUGAGGAGGUUUAGAGUCACAGGUAUCAGCAUUCAACAUUUUGCUGUUAGUAGAACAUUUUACGAAUGUUACAGUUAAUGUUCUUAGAAUGUUCAAUCUGUCAAACUUUCUGGAUGUUCUUUUUUUUAUCUGACACUUUUAAACGUUCUGGUACCAAUGCUGCAAUUUCACUUGUUUCAAUGUUUCAAUUUUUAGCUUUGGAAAUGUUACUUUUAAGGUUUCCAUGUUUAGUAUUUGUUUAGCUGGAGACAUAAUGUGAGAAACGUUCUAAUAAUGUUGUGAUUCAAAUCAUUUAUUAUGUCACAUGAUUGUUUUAAACAUUCCUGGAAGACUGUUUCUGCAAUGUUGUUUAAAAUAUUGCUAAACGUUCUUCUAAUGUUUUCUGUUAGCUGGAAACUAAAUAUUUCAAACAGAAAUGACUAACAAGCAUUAAUAUCUCAAUAUUUAAGAUAGACCUGAAUUCUCAUGGGAAGGUAGCCCUUGUGGGCAAAACUGCACUAAUGUUAGACGACUUAGACGACAAUACGACUUCAAAUAAAUCAUGGUUGCAAGUCAUUGUCUUGUAUAAAUAUUUUUUAUAUUUUUUAUAAUAGUAUGCUUAGUUUUUGACAUUUUUGGAUGCUUCUAUUAAAAUCAAGUUUGUAUUAUGAAUUACUUAGCCAUAUAGCCAAGAAUUAGGAGUUGUAAGUACAACCAUGUAAAUAAACAUGUAUAAUUAAUGAAUUAAAGUGAUUUAAGCAGAAACAAAUAUAAAUAAAUGUAAAGUUUGUAGCUCUGUAAAUGUAAAUGUUUGCAGCUCUUUAAUAAAA